AUGACCGAGCUCGUGGAUUUACAGGGCCUGGCAGAUCGCUCAACGCUACCUUUCGACAUCGGUUUGCUGCCACCCGCCGAGAGUGGGCGCCUGUUCACCAUUACGCAUCGGCGUCGAGGCAAAGUUCCGUCCGACACCUUUGCCACCUAUCGAGUGGCCCAGGCGUCGCAUCAAGCUGACGCGUCUGCAAUGAUUGAAACGUGCAGGCAUGCCAUGCACCAGAUGGCAGUGCCACCCUCUUUUGUGAUCAGCGAGGCGAUGUUUGGCAUCUACACUUUGCUUCUCGAAGAUCGCUGCACUUGUUUGGCCGAGGUGCACGACCCAACCCAUGUGGUUCAUCAUUUAUCGGCCGAUUACACGGGAAAACGUAUCCUGCCCAGCGUUGCUGUAGCCAACGUGAGACACCUUUUGGCAUUCGUGCUCAUAUUUACGCUCUUCAUGUUCCUAACCUCAGCGGCCGAGGCCUUGCUACUGGAUGCCGAGACACUGGACUCAUUGCGAGCAUUGCACGGGGCUGAAGGCAUUGGUCUUCGCACAGCCUUUUUCAACAAUGCCCGCGGAGAGGUCGUUACGUGUUUUCGCAACGAUGUCAUCAUGACAUGGACUGCGGACCGUCUCGAGUACCAGCUUGAGCUGCGCGUUCCCAGCUCGUUGUUGUCAUCGCUUCAAUCGUCCACUGAUGGUCCCGAACGACAUGCGCCGACCCAUCAACUGCGCUGCUUCGCCCUCUCUGCCGACGGCACCACACUGGCCGCUGCGGGCAAGGGCGCGCAUACAUACUUGUGGAACCUGGGCACGCAACAGCUGGAGCGAGCCAUCUCCCUCCCAGAGGCCAAGAGUGUCAUUGGUCUGAGUUUUGUCGCUGAUCAAAGCCGUCGGGAACUCUUGGCUAUCCUUGCGCAAGACGGCAUUCUCUCGCUGUGUGCCCCGGACACGGGUGCCAUUUAUGCGCAACUCGGACCACCACACGACGUAUUUAUAGAUGCCAUCAGUGGGAACCCGCGCUCUCGAUACCUCUUGGCCACGCUCAUUAGCGGGCAGUUGGGCGUCUACGACGUCGACGCCUGCUUGCGCGUGACAGGCAGUGGUGCCUCUCGUGCAGCAGCCGUGCAAGCAAAUCACAUGGAGGCGCGGCUGGGCGCUUCCCGCCGUGAGGGCAUGGCGCGUGCGACCACGUUGCCCACGCAAGCCUUUACCCCCGUCACCAGCACCUCGCUCAAAGCGUCCCGUGACGACAGCACCACCACCAACUCUACCACUGCGCGGCAAUGGCGAGAGUACAUGCCAAAAGUCUCUUUUGCUCAGCUCCGUGACGUCUUGCACGGUCUCGGAGAGUACCCAGCCCAAUAUAGGCAAACAUACAGGGUGCUCAUGAAUAAUGUGUUUUCUAGGCGCAUCAUCUGGCGCAUUGUCCUGCAAACGCCAUCAAAUGCCGAGGCGUUUGGUCGCCUGCUUGAGCUUGGCACCCAUCCUGCUCACCUUCAAUUGCAUCGCAAGUAUCCCAUCAAGUCUCGCAAGCUGUUGCGCGUGCUCCAGAGGACCUUAUCUUGUCUGUCCCAUUGGAGUCCUGUCUUUGCUGAAGCCGACUUUAUCGCCGCUGCUGUCUUUCCUUUUGUCAAGCUUUUCCAAAACUCACCCGCUUUGAACGCGAUUGAGAACAUGCUUGCGUUGCACGACGAGGCUCUCCUGAGAGCGCUCAUUCGACUCGAGGCUACGGCAGACCUCUACGCCUGGCCGCUGCUCUACACAGUGCUGUCCGAAGUCUUCUAUGAGAAGGACUGGUUGGUGGUGUGGGACAACAUUCUAUCCAAUCAUCCCGCCUACCUCUUUGCCGUGGUGGUUUCGUUCCUGAUGGAGCUACGGGUCAAGCUGAUGCAAUGCCGCAGUUGCGACGAGUUGUACCAGCUUUUGCACCACAAGCAUAGCCUCAACGUGGCCCAACUAGUCCAACGCGCCUACACCAUUUUGCAGACCCCGAAUCAGGAGGUGGACUUGCGACGAAUCUUUGAUGGCUUUGCUCCGCUCUCUCGGCAGGAUUACCCGUUAUUCGAGGAGUAUCCAGCCUUUGUGGUCAACUAUCAGGGCUCUUCGUACUGUCAAAAGACCCUCAUGCAUGUGGCGUGCUCAACUCUCCUCGUGAAGCUCAAGGAAAAGGAGCGCAUUCGUCGUGAGGAGAUGCGCCUGCUCAAGGAGCGGACGGCGCUCAUGGCUGAAGGACGACAGCUGGGGCUUGUUGCAGCACAGCGUGCCGGUCAGGCACGUCGUCAGGAGCUUCUUGAAGCUGCCAUGCGCGCGCAAGAAGACGAGAUCAAAGCUGACGAGCUGCGACUUGACGCACAACGAGCCGAGUUGCAAGCUUUGCGCCGGCAACAGGAGCUCAAAAUGUUGCAGCCCGCAGUGCAGCCGGACGAGACCGCAGACGGGGCGUCUCAACCAUCAACCUCUUUCUCGGAUCUUUAUCGCCAGACACACGCACUCGAAGAGUGGAUUGAAGAGCUGGACCAGCGCAUUGACCAGCAACAGCAUGCGGAUUCGCUUCGCUUUGAUUCAUACCGUCAGCGAGUGGACGUGGCUAUGGAAAGCGAUGCCCAGCAAGGGGCGGCAGAUCAGUUGACUUCUUCGUUGCGGGAUCAGCGAAAUAGUUUGGAGCGUCAACAACAGCGCCUCCUCGCUGAUGUGCAGCAGUUGCGUCGCGAGCCCGCACUGAUGAACGACUGCCUGACGGGUGCUCUCAGAUCUCUCACGCUCGGCGUUGAAGCCUGA
This is a messenger RNA of Monosiga brevicollis MX1, 2763 nucleotides long. RefSeq lists its product as uncharacterized. Lineage: Eukaryota; Choanoflagellata; Craspedida; Salpingoecidae. The coding region runs from base 1 to 2763 and encodes 920 amino acids. Gene Ontology annotation, molecular function: protein binding. Gene Ontology annotation, cellular component: centrosome. The record is from RefSeq and is a predicted model, not a curated record. The transcript has 22 exons.